AUGGCCUGUGUUACACCGGACGUGGAUCCUAAGAUCACCCAGUUUCUGGGUAAAUCGGAUUGGAAAGCUAAAAAGGUACUAGACUAUUCCCUGCGACACUGUCAGGACAAAGUCUUAGACGUGUUAGGGCCUGUAGCCAAUAUCUUCGACAUGGUCAAAGCAGCCCUGACCGAGGGGACACCAAUAGACCUGUUGGCCAUCAGAGGAUGGAUCCAGAGGUCCAUAUGCUUGAUAGACAAUGCUCACACUGCGUUGGCCACUGAACAGCGCAAAGCCAUCCUGAUGAAAAUUGAGCCAAAACUCCUCAAUCUGGCAAUAUCUGAGCCUGGCACACAAGCAAAAGGUCUCCUGUUCGGAGAACUGGGCAAAUACGGCACUAGACAAAGCACAAAUUAA
Molecule: messenger RNA, 396 nt
Organism: Pelobates cultripes (western spadefoot toad)
Lineage: Eukaryota; Metazoa; Chordata; Amphibia; Anura; Pelobatidae
Source: the annotation of a GenBank genome assembly